This is a messenger RNA of Gossypium arboreum, 953 nucleotides long. Its product is annotated as RHOMBOID-like protein 10, chloroplastic. NCBI's taxonomy places the organism in Eukaryota, Viridiplantae, Streptophyta, Magnoliopsida, Malvales, Malvaceae. Gene Ontology annotation, cellular component: chloroplast membrane. The record is from RefSeq and is a predicted model, not a curated record. Gene Ontology annotation, molecular function: serine-type endopeptidase activity. The transcript is spliced from 8 exons. Bases 1 to 654 code for a protein of 217 amino acids.
AUGGAUACUUCCAGGAGAAAUUCAUUCAACACAAGGAAAUGGACCAACAUCCUUCUAGCUAUUACUGUCUUAAUUUAUGUUGCACAACUGGCAACACAGGGGAAGCUUUUGCUUUGGGGAGCUAAGAUUAAUAGUCCUAUUGAGAAAGGACAGAUUUGGAGGCUGGCCACAUAUUCUCUUUUGCAUGCAAAUAUAAGGCACCUUAUGGUCAAUUGUUAUUCUUUGAAUUAUGUUGGACCUACUGUGGAGAAUUUAAGUGGUCCAAGGAGAUUUCUUGCAGUUUACUUGACAUCUGCUAUUUCAAGUAACAACUCGUGCCGCUACAAAGCACCCGCCGUUGGCGCAUCAGGCGCAAUCUUUGGAUUGGUUGGUUCUGUUGCUGUGUUUGUCAUGAGACAUAGAGGUAUGAUCAGAGAUGCCAAAGAAGAUCUGCAACACAUAGCACAAGUUAUUUUCCUAAACAUGGUUAUUAGACUAAUGUCAAGUGGCAUUGAUGAUUGGGCUCAUCUAGGAGGCUUGCUUGGAGGAGCAAGAGUGUCUUGGCUUAUAGGACCUGCAUGGAAGUACGAAUCUAUGGCCAGUGAUAGCCCAAGAAAAUUCUCAGACCGACCACCACUUUUUUACCUUACUGACAGAAAACGGAAACCUCGAUGAACCAGUGUCAGUAUUAAAAAUUGUGACACAAGCUCUGAUGUAAAUUGAUUCUAGACAUACUAUACUAUAUGCAAAGUAUAGUAGGGGGCUUUAGAAGGUAAAAGUGAAUUCCAAUCGAAUCAAUGAUUUACCAGAAAGUAAUCGGAGGGUAAAUGGUGAUUUCCUUACCUAUUUACUGAUACAUCACUGGCCGUUCAGAGUUCACGACCAUUUUUGUAUUGCAUUUUACCAAAACAAUCUAUUUUCUGAUAUCUGUAGUGUAGUGAUGUUUGAAGUGAAGAUGGCCCUUUUUGUUAUAA